Messenger RNA from Lytechinus pictus (painted urchin), 6948 nucleotides. RefSeq names its product phosphatidylinositol 3,4,5-trisphosphate 3-phosphatase and dual-specificity protein phosphatase PTEN-like. Lineage: Eukaryota; Metazoa; Echinodermata; Echinoidea; Temnopleuroida; Toxopneustidae. The transcript has 8 exons. Gene Ontology annotation, biological process: cell motility; regulation of phosphatidylinositol 3-kinase/protein kinase B signal transduction; phosphatidylinositol dephosphorylation. Gene Ontology annotation, cellular component: plasma membrane; cytosol; nucleus. Gene Ontology annotation, molecular function: phosphatidylinositol-3,4,5-trisphosphate 3-phosphatase activity; protein tyrosine phosphatase activity. The coding region runs from base 26 to 1171 and encodes 381 amino acids. The record is from RefSeq and is a predicted model, not a curated record.
AGAUAUUUGUCCCAAUAUAAUCGCCAUGGGAUUCCCAGCGGAGAGCUUGGAGAGGAUGUAUAGGAAUGACAUGGAAGAAGUAGUCAGAUUUCUAAACUUAUACCACCAGGAUCAUUAUAAAGUGUAUAACUUGUGCUCCGAAAGGAAUUACGACACGUCCCACUUUGAUCAUCGAGUGGCCCACUAUCCGUUUGACGAUCACAACCCGCCUAGGAUCGAGCUUAUUCGACCGUUUUGUGAAGAUGUCAUGCAGUGGCUGGCCAAAGAUAAGGAUAACGUAGCAGUAAUUCAUUGUAAAGCAGGAAAGGGAAGGACAGGGGUAAUGGUUUGCGCCUUGUUACUACAUCAAGGCCGAUGUCACACUGCAGCUGAAUCCAUGGACUACUAUGGAAACGUCAGAACUACGGACGGAAAGGGAGUUACCAUUCCAAGUCAGAGAAGAUAUGUACAGUACUACGGGGAACUGGUCAAGCGGGACGCACUAUACAAAACCGAAACUGUACUUCUGAAACGCGUGCAACUCUUUACGACACCUAUGAUGAGCGGAGGAACAUGCUGCCCUUUCUUCACGGUCCAUCAACACAAGGUCAAAGUUCAUACUCAGGAAGCCAUGAAGGGAGUCAAAAAAGGGGAGAGCUUUAUACAAUUUGCGCUGCCCCAUCCGUUGCCGUUACGAGACGAUGUAAAAAUAGAAUUCUACCAUAAAUCAGGGCUGCUCAAAAUGGACAAGAGGCUGAUGUUCCACAUGUGGUUUAACACAUAUUUCAUCGUCCAUCCCAUCCAACCCGACGAGGAUUCCUUCGCCCAGGGCAGACAAUCCAGGCCAACCAGCACAGUCUCCUGUCCAACGCCCGUACAAGCGGGGGCGUAUUUCCCCGAAGACGACAUGUUGAACGGGAGGGAGGAGUUUGUCUUAGAGCUGCAGAAAGAUGAGCUGGACAAGGCGAAUAAGGACAAGACAAACAAAGUCUUCUCUCCUAAUCUCAAGGUGAAGCUGUUCUUUGAAAGAGGUCGUGAUGACCAAGUCCCACCUACGCCGGAACCCAGUGAAGGCAACCUGAGUCCCUCACCGAGUGAGAACGAUUUACUAGAGGAAAAUGACCUUGAUGAUGGGACAGACUCUGGAGACGAAGAUUGUAUAUAUGAAACUAGCGAGUCUUCGGUCGUAUGAUAGCGGAACUCGGAUUAUAAACUAUCAGUACAAAGAAAUAUUCCACGGAUAGAUAGCAGCGGACAGAGGAUCGUGUAUUAUCGUUGUUCGUUAGACUGAGUACCUGCGAGGAGUGGAAGACGUGGUGUUCGAGGUAUUGAGGUGCUUGGUGAGACAAGGUAAAGGAACUCUUGGAAGAUUCUGCACCCUUGUUUUUCCUGCGCCAUUAGCAAGCCUUGGAAUAGAAGACCCAUGGUGGUACCGUUAGAGCCCUGUUCAUCAGAUGAUGAGCCGACCGGAGGAAUGCUAAUACAGAGCUACCCCGUUUGAUCCGAUUCUGAUUUAGUAGCACCAAGUGGUACCACAGAAGCACGGCAUGAUUGGUGGAGGAGCAGUUAUAUUAUUUAUUUCCCUUUCGAUCAGAUGACUAGCACCGUGUGGUACCAUUCCAGCCUCCCUUGAUCAGAUUACCUUAGGUGCUAUCAUUAGUUCCCUCACUAAUCUGGGGAGUAUGACCAAGUGGUACCAUUCAUGCCCCCUUUUGAUUACAUGAGUAGCACCAGUUGGUACCCUUGCUGCUCCACUUGAUGGGCUCCUGCUGGAACCAUCAGUGCACCUGGUGAUCAGAUGGGUAGCACCGAGAUGUACCAUUACAGUCCUUUUGAUAAGUUUACAAGCGUAGGAUGGUCCUGAUUCCAUGGUACCAUCAAGGCACCGAUUGAGCUGAUAUGGAGCACCUUAGGUACCAUUAAAGCACUUUAUAAGGUGAUGCAGGCACCACCGGGCUAAACCAAAUGUCUCCAACCAAGGGACGUGCUUCGCACAAGGAAUAGAUGCCAGUAUUUUUGUUUCUCCAUUGAAAGUACUAGUACCGUCAAGUUUGUGUAAAGAUUAACGAUAACAGAGUUUUUACGAACUGAGCGCGAGGCAAUGUCUAUUACUCAGUUUAACACGAAGCUCUCAAACAUCUCAAUAUUGUAUGUGUAAAUGUCUUGUUCUGAACAAUAAUCAGAACACGUUCACCCUCCGAUACAGUCUGUCGAUGAGAACUAUGUGUCGAGGGAGAACAAAAUAAAUGCAUCCAUCGAUAUACAAAUUCAUUGGAAAUAAUAUUCCUUAUAAAUCUGUAUUUAAUUAAUCAAAUUUGUAUUUUGAUUUGAAUUUAUGAACCUUCUGAAAUGGAUCCUGUUGAGCGAUAUAGCUCUUAGCUGCUUUAUUGGUAUGUGAUAUUGUUUUACGUAAAACCUUUGACAAUCAAUUCACCAUAUUUUCAAGUCUUUUCUUCAUCUAAUCUAAUCAUAUCUAAUCAAUUCUAAUAUUUGUAACUGGUUGGUGAUACAUGAAGCUGUUUGUCAGUUAUAAAAGACUGGGCAAUUCCAUAAAAUGCUCAACCUUUUUGUACAUCCGACCCCUAUUUUUCUCAAGUUUUACUUCACUUUAUAAACUGACCAAAUCAUGAUCAUUUGAGAGCAUUACAGACUGUCAUAAGAACCAGAAAUCAGAGACAGAAAAUUUCAUGAAAGUCCCACAUCAAGGGGGUCGGACGUACAUAUUUUAUGGAAUUGCCCGACUGUUGACUGGUUCUUUGAUGCUAUUAAAAAUCAUACUCCAUUAUUUUCAUUCCCAUUGGCUAAAGUUGAAAUCCUUGGUCAUUGAAAUUGUUUUUCCUUAAUAAGCAUCUAAAAUUCUAAAUACAAAGUUGAAUAUAAAAAUUAUGUCAGUAUUUGAUUAGGCGUAUAGGAAAUUCAUUCCCACUUUGCUGAAAUACCAGGGAAUAUUUAGGGUUAUCCCACAAAAACCGGGGGGGGGGGGCUGUUCCAUAAAAAUUUCCAUUUGCUUUUGGUACAAAAGGCAUCACCACAUUCGUCACUCAAGGUUGUGCGUUACUAAUCAUGUGCGCGUCGGCAUUUAAGCACGACUCCAAGUCAUACUUGGCUCCUUGUGAAACAUCAACCAGGUCAUCGGUUCUGCGUAUAGAUGUGCGUAACUUUGAUGCAAACAGCUUUGUGAAAACACCACCUGAGAAUGGGCUGUACUUCAUGCUUGCUUCAACCUGUAUUUUAGCUAGGCCAAAUAAAUGUACCAGUUAUAGCAAUUCAAACUAGCCCCUCGGAAAUGCUUCAUUUGCUAUAUGUUUUAGCGAUUUUAUUUGGGACAAGGUCUUUCAGCUGUAGAUGGACAUGGAAAUGAAAGGAUUUUCAGAAAUAGAUUAUCUCAAAAGGUGUUUUACCCCCCCCCUCUCUUUCUACUUUUAUGAAUAUUUAUGAAAUAGGAUGGGAUAGAAGGGCUCAGUAAGGACUGAUGUGUGUAUUGACCAUGUAAUAGGAAAGUAUGAACAUGUAAUUCUGAACAUUUCAAGAAUGUUGAGUGGAAAACGCAUUCUUGCGAGGCUUUUAAUAUUCCCAUUGGUGUUGGUGUUAAGGAGCUGUAGGCGAUAUUAACGCCAGACACAACACCUGACAUGGGGCAAGGCUGGUGUGGGAUUAAAUGCAUUCUUAAAGUAGUUUAUCCCCAUUAAAGUGUUAAUCAUUGGUGCUGGUGUUGAGAAUCUUGAGGCAUUAUAAACACCAGACACAACACUAAACUUGAGGCAAGGCUGAUGCUGGAUUUAAUGAAUUCUAAUAGGUGAUUCACAAAGCUCUCUGGUACAGCUAGUGAUGACUUUAUAAAUGACUUGAUUAUGGUAAGCCAAGUUGGGGUUACCAAUCAUGUCUGUAUUUGCAAUUCUGCAGAUUUGAAACACUACAGUUCUUAUUUCGGCCAAAGAAAAAAAAAACUGAUGCAAAAUAUUUUUUCUACAAAAUUGUAGAGAAUUUAUUAGAAAGUACAGUCACUCUUCAUUGAAAUGUCAGGGAAAAACUGACAUCCCAUUUGGCACCUUAUAUUGAAAUUGUUUGUGUUUAAGCUAUGCCAAACUUUGGGGAUAAUUUGAUGAAACUUUGGGGAAUUCAGAACAUCAGUCACAAUAAUUCUGCUCAUGACAUUUCGUAGUUUUAUACCCUCAGUCACAUUUGCCCUACGGCGAGUCGAAAACAGUUGUUUUUUUCAUUCUUAUUUAAACCACCUAUAUGUAGCUAUUACAAAAAAUGUUAAAACGGCUGUUUUCGACUCGCCGUAGAGCAAAUGUCACUGAGUUAUAAAAUGGUUGGUAGUGUUAUGUUGCCCUGCAGUGAGGUUGUUGAUCUCAAAACUAUAAACUUGGUUUUUAUGGUUUUGUUGGUGAUGAUUGCUUUUAACUCAUCGGCCCGCAUUGUGAAGUCCAAUUUAACUUAACAGCGGUCUAACUUUGUGCUAAAAUUAUGGGAAGCCAAAAUUCCACAAUUAUGUUUAUAAUUCUGCAUUUCUUUUGUUUAACCCCCCCCCCCCCAUUCCCUUUGCGAUGAAGAUAAAACUAUUUCAGUUAUCAUUCUCAGACAGCUAUAAUGAUUUAAGAGUCAAAUGAGUUCAUGAAUUGAACAUGUACUAUUGGAGAUUUACUCCAACAUCGGCUAUCCAUAGUUAAACCACAACUUUAAACCAGAGAUUAAAUUAAACCCUAGUUCAGAAUAUGGGCCUUAGAGGUAGAGGUUUCUUAAAAUUGAUGAUUUCAGAAAUGUAUGGAAAAUCCAAAUUUGUUUAUGAAAAUAGUGAUGAAAUAUUUUGAUUGCAUUGCCAAUUUAGUGAGGUGAAUGAUAAGUGAAUUUGGCUGCUCGUAUUCAGGAAUCGCAUCACAUAUCGCUCUGGAAAUGGAAUCAAUUUCUGUAGUAGAUUUUGCUUAAAUCUUCCUUAUUCACAUGUAAUAGCGAGUGUUCGGAUAAAAACGAUUCUGUGAAAAAAGUCACGAAAAUGAGAUGCUCUACCUCCAUAGGUAGAUAAUGGUUCUACCCAACUUCAUCCCAGGGUCGUGUAAGGUCAAUGCAUGCAAGCUGUCAUGGUAGAUAUAUCAAGGCUCCACACCAACUUUUUUUCUUGUUGGCCCGAUAGGUCCACCAAAAUCAUCAAUUUCAUAUUUUUUGUGGCCCGCAAAGCAAAUUUAGUGGCCCUGAAACAUAGAAAACAUCACAAUUUAUCAAAACUUUGGGAGCCCAAUCGGGCCACCAAGUGUUGGCUUUUACAGAAUUUUUGUUGCCCGACUCUCACUUUAGGUUGCCCCGGGCCACUGCUAAUGUCGAGCCCUGGAUAUAUGAAUCAACUUGUUAAUGAAAACGUGUGAUGUGUAGAAAACGGACAUGAAGGACCAAACGUAUCUAACAAACGUAACUUUUCACCAAAAUUCUCUGUUUUUUGUCAUCUAAUAUGCUAAAAUUGUCCCCAGUCUGCUCGUGUUAUAUUUAGCCCAAUUGUGAAUCGUAAAGUCCUGUUUUGUAUUUUUUGUUUGAAUGAGACACUGCGAAACCGCAAUUUUUUUCUAUCAAUGAUGACGUAAUGUGCAAUACGCGUCAUAACUGUAUCUGUGAGGCACCUCACCAACAUUCUGCGUCGCGUCUUAAAUCCCCCGCUAAGCGUCUUUCACAACAGUUUCCUGCAUUGUCCGUUGUCUUGUCUGUGACUGAUGAAAUGUGAAGAAUGUUGAUGAAAAGGUGCUUGCAAGAAUCCUGCACAGAAAAUAAGACGUGGCUCUGGCUUUCGGUACGAUGUCUUGACGCAGAGCAUCGUGGAUAGAUGAUUGAACCUGGUGGGUGUUCGUAAAGUUACGCACAACUUUAUGCACGACUGGAACAUGGUCUUAGGUCAUAAAUCAAUUCUAUAGAGAUAUAACAUAGCACAAAGGAUCACCAGUCGUGCGUAAAGUCAUUCGUAUCUUACGAACAGCUUUAUGAAACACCCACCUGGUUGUUAAGGCAUUUACACAUAGAAAAAAAAGUGAAUCCUCUGUGAUAUUUUGUCAUUCGGUUUUAUCCCGAUUGUUGUGACCUUAUUAACACAUUCCAUCCUGAGCCGUUGUAAGAGCGGUGUGAGAGUUCAGUUUUUGUUGUUGGUUUUUCCAGCUUAAUUUCAGUUCAUUUUAGACAUCCUCUGUUAAAAGAAGUAUGGGAGCUCUUUUAAUAUCAGUUUAUUUUUAACACUCUUCAGCUCUUUUAAUUUCUUAUCACAUGCACAGUCAUAAUUACAUAAAUACCUGAGAAAUGAGGGGGGGGGUAUUUCAAAAAAAUAUGAUGAUUUAGAGUCGCACUUACAUGCCGACGCAUAUAUGCAACGCGCAAUCUUAUUGAUCAACACGCAGUACUGCGCGACCUCUUGGCAUGAUCUGACCAGUGCGGUCACGCCUUUUAUAACACACACAACUAGGCAUUUAAGUGCGACUUUAAGUCAAACUUAAAUCUUUGUGAAACACCCCCCCUGAAGUUGUAAAUCAUUGUUUCGAUUCCCAUCUACUCAAGUUGAAUCGAUAGGUUUAGACUAAAAUUAUCAUUGUUAACAAGCAUUUGAAUGCAAAGUUUAUUUGUCAAGAUUUUAUUAAGGUUAUUGAAUAUGAGUCCCACUUAAGUGGAUGUUUCGUAAAGCUUUGCAUGCGUUAUGAGUGACUUCAUGAACGAUUGGUAAUCCUUUCUUAGGAGCUUAAUCAGCAUACGUUACAUUUAGGGAUGAGUGAAACACAUAAAUUGCUUGACACAAAUAUGUCUUUGUAGAAAGGUGAUCAUAUAUAGGUAUGACUGUAAUUCUGCUCGCGAUUGCUAUACAUGUGUAUAGCCCAAUAGAACUGUUUGGAAAUUUUCAAUUUGUGAAUUAUAUUCUGUUUAUCUCUUUCUACUAAAGGUUAGUACUGCUUGGCUUUUACUCUAAGAAUACUCAGGUCAUGGCGAAUAAAGUUGGUACUA